This is a messenger RNA of Microthlaspi erraticum, 975 nucleotides long. The record is from the annotation of a GenBank genome assembly. NCBI's taxonomy places the organism in Eukaryota, Viridiplantae, Streptophyta, Magnoliopsida, Brassicales, Brassicaceae.
AUGCGAAUUGAAAACAUGAUCCCCAUCAAUGAUACUAUGCCUGAAGAACAGCUUAUGGCAAUCAUGAUCUUGAAGGAGAGUUUUGAUGAGAAAGCCAGGCUGGAAGAAGUUAAGGCUCUGCGUGAUGAGAAUUUGCCAUGGUAUGCUGAUAUAGUUAACUUCAUGGUGUCCGGAGAAGUCCCUAGUAGCUUUGAUGCUUACAAGAGGAAGAAAUUAUUCAAGGAUGCUAGGCAUUACUAUUGGGAUGAGCCCUACCUGUACAAGAGAGGACCAAACAGCAUUUACAGAAGAUGCAUUGCUGAAGAGGAUGUGCAAGGAGUUCUGGAGCAUUGCCAUGGGUCAGCUUACGGAGGUCACUUUGCUACAUUCAAAACAGCAACUAAGGUUUUGCAAUCUGGUUUAUGGUGGCCUACUUUGUUUAAGGAUGCAACAGACUACAUUGCCAAGUGUGAUCCGUGCCAAAGGAAAGGAGGGAUCACCAAGAGGGACGAGAUGCCACUAAACACAAUUCUAGAGGUUGAGAUCUUUGAUGUAUGGGGAAUAGACUUCAUGGGACCUUUCAAACCUUCUUCAAACGGGCACAACUACAUUUUGGUUGUUGUAGACUAUGUAUCCAAAUGGAUUGAAGCCAUUCCCUGCCCAACCUGUGACACCAAGGUGGUUGUCAAGCUUUUCAGAACCAUCAUAUUUCCAAGGUUGGCCUUGUACUCAUGCUUGAUGAAUGGUGUGUGUGUCCAAUCAGCAAAGGCAGCUUGUUUCCUCUUUGAGUUCUCCUUGAAGUCAUGUGCUGUCUCAUUGGGAAGUCCAAAGAGUUGGCAUAGAGCUGAGAUGGAGAUGCGCCCAUUGGCAUCGCCUAUCUUGAAGAGUAGGAGUCCAUCACCAGCUGGUUGGUCUCCAUUGUGGUUGGGAAAGGCAAGAGCUACUGUGGAGAGGAACUCCUUGGUAGCAUUGAGUACUCGCUACACUCUAGCUUGA